AUGUCGGAUGCCGAUGUGUCACCUGAUCCACAACCAGAGGAUCGGCCAACUGCACGCGACCACCCAAAGGGAUAUGUUGGUUUCAUUUACGAGGAUGUCUUCAAAGAACUCUACACUGGCACAUCCACUGCCUCAGCAGAUCCGGCAGAGGAGAAAGAGGAAGAGGAAGCUGGUGCCAAGAUUUCUGCCAGUCCUGCAGAUGGCGAGAUCAACCUCAACAAGGAGGUAGAGCAUAUCAAGGCCACCGAGGACAAAGUCCUGGCAGAUGGAAAUCAUGUGGAUCAUGUUCAGGAAGUUCUUCGCACCAUUAGGCAGGCAGCCAGGGAAGGCGACCAGGAGGAAGCAGCAGAGCUGCUGCAACGCUGGGGCCUUGUGAUGCGCGAGCAGCUGCCCGUGCCUGAAAGCAAGCUGAAGCACAGAGUCGAUCCGCACGAGAUGGAAAAAGAAGGUCUCAUCAUACCGCGCCACAUGAUGGAAGACAUGGAGCGGUUCUAUGAGAUUAAGAAAGGAACCAUCCCUCAGCACGACAACCUUUUAGCAAUCUCGAAGCCCGAGGAGCCAAACCAUUUCAAGAUGACGAAGUCCUUACAACUGCGUGCAGAGACCAUGCAGGUCAAAGCCACCCUGAAAGAAGAUCAGAAGCAGCUGAUCGCAGCAGAUCUACAGGAGAGAUUAAGAAAGAGGCCCCGCAUGCCAGCUGGACUGAAUGCCGAUCAGAAGGCCAAGAAUCGAGAGAUUGUUAAGAGGAUGCAGAUGAAGGUCAACUUCCUCAAGAAUCCUCGCUUCCUGGCUGAUCGGCAAGGGAAGGAUCGGGGCGAGCCAUGCCCGUUCUGGUUUACUCCUGAAACGAUAUUGUAUCGAAAUUAUGAGAUCGGCGGCCUCUACCAAAUUCAGGUCGAUUUCCGCAAUUCCACUGGCAUCAGCAGACGCUUGCGAGUUCUGCCUUGCAACAAUACGGCUUUUUCCAUCAAAGAGCUUCGGUAUGACAAGGAGCUGAAUGCCGAGCGUCCCGAGUUGGUCGGCCUCGAUCCUUUGGCGGCGGUUGUUGCACCAGGCAUGGCUGCCCAUCUGACGGUGUCCUUUGCACCUAACACGCUGAAUGACGAGACAGAGUUUCUGACCGUUUGUACAGAGAUCGGAGACUAUCAACUGCCUCUGCUAGCUAGACGAGAUCAGCCCAAGCUGAAGAUCGACGAGCCUGUCAACUGCGGAUGCAUGCUUGCAGGAAACAACAUCACGGAGCCGGUCAGAAUACGGAAUCUGGGAGGGGAAGGGGCUUUCAGGUUGAUCGUCAGCGAGGACGAUCCUCCAGAUGAUUUCUGUUAUGAAUCCUAUCCAGAAACAGACUUGACUCUUGUCGUAGGGUCUUUCCGCAUCUGGCCAGCGUCGUUCUAUAUGGAUGCGAACUCCUUCACCGACUUGAGCGUGCGCUUUGAAGCCGAUAAAGUAGGACAUCACAGAUGUCCACUGUUUGUCGAAGGGGAUAAUGGAGAAAAGACACCGCUCAGCCUAGUGGCCGUGUGCGAUGCAGUUCGUUUGGAGCUGACCCGAUGGCCGACCCUUCAAGAGGAGCUGCCGGCAACGGCGAUUGAAGAGGGCAGCUGUGCUUGGCAACUUGUCCCCUGGCAGCUGAACUGGCUGCGGCCUGGCACGCAGGUUGGACACAAGUCCAGGCAGUCCAUCCAAAUCUCGAAUGGUGGGUUCAUGCCCAUGCGGGUCGAAUGGGCUUUGGCCUAUCCACCACGGCAGAUUCUGGCCCGUCUGGCUGUGGGCUCCAUCAACCGCUUGACCGACAAGCUGAUCAGUGAGAUUCAUGACUGGAGGGUGCACGUGCCCAGCAGCCAUCUGACAUCUGCUUGUCCAUUCAAGGUGGAGCCAGCAUCAGUCACUAUUGAACCAUUUGCCACAAGCACCUUCACUUUUACUUUCGAGGCGUUCGGGCCUGUGGGGUCACAGUCCGCUGUUUUUGCCUACCUUGUUGCGCGCGAUUUGCCCGACAGCAUGGCCUGCAUGCUGCACUACAAUCAGCUGCUGGAGCUGCAGGAUGAGAUGAGGCCUGUCGAUGAUGCAUAUUCCAAGCACCUUCCGCUCUUUGGAGGCGUGGUUAGCCCAUCCUUCGACAAGCAGCUGAAGAGCAAUGGCUCGACAGACCCGCUGGACGUUAAAGUUGCAGAUCCGAAGGAUUGCGCGGUCAGCCGCGUUAUUACGGCUGUUUGCCUUCAGGGCCUGACAGCCGCGCCUACAAUUACGGCAAUGCCUCGUGCCAUCGUUUUGCCGGGGGACGUAUUGCCCUUCAUACCCAGCGUGCGCGAGAUCAAGGUUUUCAAUUCUGGCUCAUACUCCUCGUACUUCAGAGUGCGCUUGACUUCGACGCUCCAUGCGGCUGACGCUAACUCUAUUGAUCCUCUUUGGAUUGUAUCUGUACCCGAAGUUGGCAUGAAACCUGAGGAGCCUCAGGCUUUACCACAUGCGGACCCCCAGCUCGAGGAGAUGAGACUGCAAGCAGCCCGACUGGCCCAGGCGUGGCCGCCACUGCCACCAGAACCGGGUCUCCCGGGUGCCUCGCAAAUGCCUGGCUACGGUGCCCUUGCAUCCUGCGCCGUGGAGCCUCACGAGGGCCGCAUUCCACCCGGCGGUGCUGUUACAAUUCGGGUGACCUUGCGUGCCGUGCAUGAGUGUGAUUUGGACGGGCAACUUGUCAUUGACUUGCCGUUGGACGCCAAGAGCAGUGAGCCUGCAGCGCCACCUGUUAAGGUGGAAAUUGCUGCCGCUGUUCGAGCACCACGAGCAGAAAUGAGAAGCAGAUCUAUUUUGGACUUCGGGGUUGUGCGGGCGCACUCCAGACACACGCUGAAAGUCCAGCUGAGCAACCCAACGGAGCUGCCGAUGCUUCUGCAACUCCGCGAGUUCAAGGACACCGAGCGCAACCACGUUUUUCCCGUGGAGUCACAUCGCGAGGUUGUGAAUCUCUUCGUGGACGCCGUGAACCGGAGAAGCCAUGAAGGCUUUGCAGCCAUCGAGUCCGAGCAGUACCUCGAGGCUGCGGUGCAGCCCUGGGUUCAUUCGCGCAGCGGCUGCUUGGAUCAGAGCGGCCGCCGCAAGUUCGGAGCCAAGGGAUCUGACGACGCGGACGAACUGGACGCCAUCAGGUUCGUUUCAGACUCAGAGGACUUCGUGUUCCAUCCAGGGUACCUGGCACUUUGGCCGGGCAAGAGUGGAGAGGUCGAGGUCACCUUCCGCUCGAGAAACGUUGGAAAAUACAAAGCUUUAUUGGAGGCUGUUGGCUUCAACUCUUUGCAUGCCCAAUGCCUUGAAGUUUUCGCUUCUGUACAGCUGCCGUUGGUCCGUAUAAACACACACCAUGCUCACUUUCCGGUCACUUAUCUCAGGACCGCAUCCGAACCCAUGGAGGUGGAGCUGCGCAACGAGUCAGAAAUGCCCGCCGACUUCAAAUGGAAGGUCCCCGUGAAAAUGGAUGGCUGCUUAGAGGCACAAAUCCACCCAUCGCAGGGCUCAAUUCCACCCAGAGAGAUGCGGAGAUGUACGAUCAUUGCCGUGCCGACCAAGAUUCCAGACGAAGGCCACGCGGUUCUUCCAUGUCAUCUUUACAUCGAAGAAAUCUUGCAGCCUUUGGAGCUUCGGGUCACUGCCGUCGUUUAUGGGUGCGAAGUGGAUUACGCAGUUGUGGAGCCUGGGGAGCUGCCUCCGGAAAUCGAGCUCAAGCCACGCCAACCUGGAGAUUCGCCUUGUGAUCCGCGGGGCACAUACAUGAUCAGCAGCGGAAAAGCCCCCAGAAGAAUGCCAUCAGUGGACUUUGGCGAGCUGCCACUUCAAAAGGCCAAGGUGAUGCAAGUGGUGCUUUACAACAGGACCGGCAUUGCGACACCCUACAGUGUGAAAGUCGACAAGAACCCAGCCUUUGAUCCGCUUGUGAAGGGCCGUAAGAUUGGCGACUACCUGGACGCGGCCACGCGUAUGUAUGCCCUCAUCAACCAGUCAGGUGGAGCAGAGCCUGAAAACCUAGGAGAUACAGUCAAGCAGAGCUUCGAAAACUCUCCCCAACCAGCUGGUGCUGGCCGUGAUGACAACGAUCCAUCGAGGGUGAAACCAAAGAAGCUGAAGAGUACCUUGAAUAAGACCAAGAAGACGAGCACCAAGAAGAAGAGGUGGAUUUUGGAUGACAAGCAUGAGCGCCAGGCUUUCCGCAGCAGCUUUGGGGCCGACUUCGCCAAGCAGAAGGAGAUGAAAGAGCAGGGUCGAAUGGCGCUUCGAGCUGGCCGUGGCUUCGCAGUGAAGGUGUCGCCGACUAGUGACUGGCUGCAGCCAUUCAGCACUGCCGUGAUCGUCGUGACUUCCUUCAGUGAUCUGCCGGGGAACAUGGAAGAUGAACUCGUCCUCACCAUGAGGGAGCUUCCAGGGCACUCUGAGGGAGAAAACUUUCGCAUACCUUUGCGUUUGAAGUCGUAUGGAAACCCCUUGUACCUUCCGGAUCAGCAAGUCGGCCUCAACACUUUGGCGUCUCCUCCAAGGCUCCUGUGCGGCGUGACCGUGCCGGCCGAGAAGCAGCUAAUGAGACGUUUCAAAGUCGGUAACAACUCUGCGGCAAGGGUGGUGGUGAAUUGGAAGAUCUUCCCGAAGAUGAAGCUGGAGAACAUGGCAGAAGAUCGCGGGAUGAUUCAGGUGGGUCUUUGUGGAAGGCAUCCGGGUGUUAAGGACCCUUUCGUGGAGCCGCCGGCCACAGAAAGCAAACUUCUGGACAAGGAUGUGCCGAAGCUGAGUAUUGAUGGCGAGAAGGUGCAGGAGGAGGAAGAGGAGGAGCUAGAUCCAGAGGAGCCGUUCAACUUCAAGAUUUGGUCACAAGAACCUCCAGAAGUUCAAGAUCCCUUUUCGUUAUCGGGCGGUGAACUCCCCGUAGUCAUCGAACCGGCAGAAGCCGUAGUACCAGAGCACGGAACCGCCAGCUUCACCGUGACGAUGACUUGCUUGAAAGCCACCCUCACGGCAGCAAACAACUACCGCUACACUCUGAUUGGGGAUUGUCGAUUUACAGAUGACCGGGCGGAGCGUUUGGCUUUUGCAGAAGCCAAUCCAGAUGAGGAGUACGACGAGCGGCCUCCCCAAACUGCUUAUGUGGCCCUUAGCCAGGAUGCUCAAGUUCAGAAUCUUCCGGACAUCGAGUUGGACGGACAGGAGGUCGUUGAUGACGACUCAGAUGUUGAAGUUGACCCCAGGACGCUGUUGCAGGAGCCUUUGGUCGAGGUGCCUGCAGAGGCUACGGCGACCAAGCGCUUCAAGCGCAAUCGCGGGCCACCACCUCCACAACCUUUGGCCGUGGAGCCCCAACUGGAUGUGCUUGCUACGAUUGUGAUCGACUGUGCCGGCGACUGCAUCUUGCCCAGGCUGACGGUCGACAAGAAAGGAAACCCUGCAAUUCAGGAGUUCCCGGCGCAGAACAAGGAGCAGGACGACAUCGGAGAUGACAGAGAGCCGCCCAUAGUGAACGCGCCAGUCUUCAAGUUCACGUGGUCCUCAGUGUCGCAGGGGUCACAACCACCCACCGGCCCUUUGCAUGGAGGUGCAGUCGGCGGCACUCAGGUCACGGGCAUUUCAUCCUGCCUGGUGCGUCAGAUCAGCUUCUCCAACCACAAUGCAGCAAAGAUCACCUGCAAGUUCCGCACCGAAGGCCCCUUCAAGAUCCAGCUUAUACAGCAAGGUGGCACGCAUCCCGUGAUGAAUCAGGACAGCUCCAGCAGUAAAGCCAAAAAGAAGGACGACCAGCCGCCAUCGGACAUUCGGAAGCUUUUCGUUUUGACCAAGUCGGAGACAGUGACAUUACACGUGGUGUUCACUCCUGAACAGAUUCCUCAGUCCGAGUGGCAGCAUUACUUGACCAAGCACGAGCAUGUCUUCAGAGGCGAUUUAAUUGUGGAGUACCCUCGCGACGCUGAAAGUGAACUCGAUACCCACAAGGACGACCUCCAGAGGAUCCAUUUGGUCGGAACCGCCAAGCGACCGGCGGUCCAAGUUCACGUCGUUCCCAACGAGUUCGACCGCCCACUGCGGCUCGAGCGGGCCGAAAGACCACCCUGGUCCGAGCCGGUGCCCGUGAUCGUUGAGUUUGGCUACACGCAUGUGCAGAGCUCCAUCACCCGGUCCCGGUGCAUCCUCCUCUCCAACAUAACAAAUACGCUGGCAAAGUGGUCGCUGGUACACGUGGGCCGGAAAAGAAAGGCUGCACCCGUAAUAGGCGCCACUCUACCAGAAGAGGAGGAGUUCCGUGCGCUGGACGAGAAGGAUGCCUUCGAGUUCGACAUCAGCGCCGGUGAGCUCCCGGGCCCAUCCAAGGAUGGCUUGGUGCCAGGCUCCGAGGAGCGCUUGCCGCAUUGGUGCGCCAAGAGCUCCGCGCUGCCAAGAGCGCCGUCGUUUCCGGACGAGGAGCGCUUCGAGCCGCAGCGACUGAAGAUAUCCUUCAGACCGAAGAAGAACGAGCUGUACAAAUGCCGGUUUCGAGUACAAGUGGAGAAUGGUCUCAGCAUCGACUUCAUCUGUAGAGGCUGUGGCAGCUACGACGAGGAAGAUGACAACUUAGACUUUCAUGAAGCCUAA
Symbiodinium natans is the source of this 6606-nucleotide messenger RNA. The record is from the annotation of a GenBank genome assembly. NCBI's taxonomy places the organism in Eukaryota, Dinophyceae, Suessiales, Symbiodiniaceae.